UGGGGGUGCCUGCGGGAGCCUCCGCGGCGGAGAAGGAGGAGGAGGAGGCCGCCGCGAUUGCGGCGGAGCUCCGUGCUGAAGGCUAGGAACGCUUGAGUGGGGGAAACUGAGGGGGGGGGGCGCUGUGUGGAGAGCCAGUGCGCGCGCCCGGGCGCCAGGCGUCUGUGAGGGGAGAAGUGGAGCGGAGGGCCGCGGGUGAAAGCGGCGGCAGCAGGAGCGGCGGCGGAGCAGUGAGUGAGCGGCGGCGGCCCCCGCGUUCCCCGCGCCUCUAUGGGGGAAACAGACAAUGGAUUAUGACUUUAAGGCGAAGCUGGCGGCCGAGCGGGAGCGGGUGGAGGAUCUGUUUGAGUACGAGGGAUGUAAAGUGGGACGCGGCACCUACGGUCACGUCUACAAGGCGAGGCGGAAAGAUGGAAAAGAUGAAAAGGAAUAUGCAUUGAAGCAAAUUGAAGGCACAGGAAUAUCCAUGUCGGCUUGUAGAGAGAUUGCACUUUUAAGGGAAUUGAAGCACCCUAAUGUGAUUGCAUUACAAAAGGUGUUCCUUUCUCACAGUGACAGAAAGGUUUGGCUGCUAUUUGAUUAUGCAGAACAUGAUUUAUGGCACAUCAUUAAGUUUCACCGGGCCUCAAAAGCAAAUAAGAAACCAAUGCAGUUGCCAAGAUCAAUGGUUAAAUCACUGCUUUACCAGAUUCUUGAUGGAAUCCAUUACCUCCAUGCAAACUGGGUGCUUCACAGAGACUUGAAACCAGCAAAUAUCCUAGUAAUGGGAGAAGGCCCGGAAAGGGGGAGAGUCAAAAUAGCUGACAUGGGUUUUGCCAGAUUAUUCAAUUCUCCCUUAAAACCUUUAGCAGACUUGGAUCCAGUAGUAGUGACAUUUUGGUAUCGAGCUCCAGAACUUUUGCUUGGUGCAAGGCAUUAUACAAAGGCCAUUGAUAUAUGGGCAAUUGGUUGCAUAUUUGCUGAACUAUUGACUUCAGAACCUAUUUUUCACUGUCGUCAGGAAGAUAUCAAAACAAGCAAUCCUUUUCAUCAUGAUCAACUAGAUCGUAUUUUUAGUGUCAUGGGAUUCCCUGCAGAUAAAGACUGGGAAGAUAUUAGAAAAAUGCCAGAAUAUCCCACACUUCAAAAAGACUUUAGAAGAACAACGUAUGCCAAUAGUAGCCUCAUAAAAUACAUGGAAAAACACAAAGUCAAGCCUGACAGCAAAGUUUUCCUUUUGCUUCAGAAACUUCUUACUAUGGACCCCACAAAGAGAAUUACCUCAGAACAAGCAUUGCAGGAUCCUUAUUUCCAAGAGGAUCCCCUACCUACAUCAGAUGUGUUUGCAGGCUGUCAGAUUCCAUAUCCCAAACGAGAAUUUCUUAAUGAGGAUGAACCUGAAGAAAAAGGUGACAAGAAUCAGCAGCAGCAGAAUCAGCAUCAGCAACAAACAGCACCUCAACAGCCACAGCAGGCAGCACCACCGCCACCACCACCACAGCCGCAGCAGCAGCAGCAACAAAACAACACUCAGACAAAUGGAACAGCAGCAGGAGCAGGAGGAGGGGGUACUGGGGCAGGGCUCCAGCACAGCCAAGACUCAGGCCUUAAUCCAGUGCCUCCAAAUAAGAAACCACGGCUAGGUCCUUCAGGCACUAACUCAGGCGGGCCUGUCAUGCCUUCUGAAUAUCAGCACUCCAGUUCACGCCUGAGUUACCAAAGCAAUGUUCAGGGAUCGUCUCAGUCCCAGAGUACCCUGGGCUAUUCCACAUCAUCUCAGCAGAGCUCCCAGUACCAUACUGCUCACCAGGCUCACCGAUACUGAGAAAUCCAGCAGACUCCCCUCAGCAUAGAAUGAAUGAACCAAAAGUCGAAAGG
This is a messenger RNA of Gracilinanus agilis (Agile Gracile Mouse Opossum), 1857 nucleotides long. It is a transcript of the gene CDK19, whose product is annotated as cyclin dependent kinase 19. The record is from RefSeq and is a predicted model, not a curated record. Gene Ontology annotation, cellular component: nucleus; mediator complex; cytosol. Gene Ontology annotation, molecular function: RNA polymerase II CTD heptapeptide repeat kinase activity; cyclin-dependent protein serine/threonine kinase activity; ATP binding. Bases 287 to 1804 code for a protein of 505 amino acids. Lineage: Eukaryota; Metazoa; Chordata; Mammalia; Didelphimorphia; Didelphidae. The transcript has 13 exons. Gene Ontology annotation, biological process: protein phosphorylation.